GGCGAGUCCUUGAUGGGGGGGGUCUCGGCUGUGUCGCGGGGGAAAUGUUGGGACAGUACGGCUCCGAUGGAGAAGUCGGAGGCGUCAGUGGUGACAUAGAAAUGGCGAGUGGGGUCGGCGAUCUUGAGGACAGGGGUCGUGGUGAUGGUUUGCUUGACGGAGACAAUAUGGCCGAGGUAUUCGACGUUCCAAGUGGCAAACGUACAUUUGCUGAGCUUGGCGUAGAAUUUUUGCUCUCGGAGGAUCGCGAGGACUUGGCGGAGGUGGUGAAGGUGGGACUUGAAGGUGGGGCUAAAGACAAGGAUGUCAUCAAGGUAGACGACGACACAGACUUCGAGGAGGUUGCGGAAGAUGUGGUUCAUGGUAGAUUGGAAGGUAGCGGGGGCAUUGGUGAGUCUGAAUGGCAUCACGAGGAACUCGUAGUGCCCAAACCGAGAGCGGAAGGCGGUCUUGUGAGUGUCCUCCUCGCGGAUACGGAUCUGGUGGAAGCCACUACGAAGGUCGAUCUUAGUAAAGUACUUGGCUCCAUGGAGACGAUCAAGGAGCUCGGAAAUCCGAGGAGUCACUUCCGGCUGAAGAACGAUGUAUGUGACGAUGUUGCCAAUGCAGACUGCCGCAUACACCAGGUCACGAUGACGGGCCGCAACUACAGCUCCGCUUUGAUCAAGCAGCAUUGCCAUGAAGACGGGGUCGCAGGGAAAGAUGCCAAGGGUGUCGAAGGGUGGAUCUGAAAGUUAUUGCGACAACAGAUUCUCAGCCACCCUGAACCGUGUUCCGCGAAGAAAUGUAGGGUGGAGAAAAGCAAAACGGAAUUAAGACGAAGAAAAAGAAUUGCGGAAGGGGGGUUUGAGGCAGGCGCUGAUGCAUGUGGCAAUGGGACAGAUGGUGGCAGCAGUCUUACUAGUGUGUCCAGUCUGGUCACUGCAUCAACGGGUGUGGGAAAUGUGGGUGGGAACACAGGAAACGUGACUCGUGCACCCAACAGGCACUUGCAGUGCUUAUGGGGAAAAAAAAAAGAAGAUUCUGCGCAGGAACGGACGGGGGAAUGGACAUCUCCGCACAGGUCACGCACAAAACCGUACCAGACGGGAGAUGGCCGCACCGCACACUGCACGGUGCACCUGACAGUGCAGCGCACCGUGCGGUUGCAAGCAUGGACAGAACUAAUGGAAUGCGUUAAUCAAAGUGCCAAAGCCCU
Chara braunii is the source of this 1198-nucleotide messenger RNA. Lineage: Eukaryota; Viridiplantae; Streptophyta; Charophyceae; Charales; Characeae. The record is from the annotation of a GenBank genome assembly.